This is a messenger RNA of Euleptes europaea (tarantolino), 1380 nucleotides long. It is a transcript of the gene AJAP1, whose product is annotated as adherens junctions associated protein 1. The coding region runs from base 26 to 1156 and encodes 376 amino acids. Gene Ontology annotation, molecular function: beta-catenin binding. Lineage: Eukaryota; Metazoa; Chordata; Lepidosauria; Squamata; Sphaerodactylidae. The transcript has 6 exons. Gene Ontology annotation, cellular component: cytoplasmic side of plasma membrane; adherens junction; plasma membrane. The record is from RefSeq and is a predicted model, not a curated record.
CCCUCCUGGGAUCCAAGACGUGACAAUGUGGAUACAUCGGUUUUUAGUUACCAGGUCAGGUUGCCCCGUACGAAGCCAUGCUUGGAUUUUAAUAGCCAUGUUUCGACUUGCCAUGGAUUUCACUUCCUGCGAAUCGUUGAGCCAAGGGCAUCGGCUCCAGCUCUUGCAGAGACCCGCUAACUUGUACGGAUUCCCCCCUAGUUCUUUGUGGCACCUUAAAGGCGGGCAGCAAGCGAGGAUUCGUGGGCUUCCAGGGAGCCGCCCGUUCCCCUAUUUGGAACAGUCUAAGGGACAAACGCCAACUUCUCGUUCCAAAAGGCUGCACAAAGCCGUGGACCUCCUCUGGAAAAGCGGCCGGCCCAAGCACUUUGUGGAAUCCAACCCUUCCUUGGCAGAGUAUCAGACUUAUUUGAAACGGAGGAAAAGGAAUGUCCCGGGAAUCGUCAACCCCACUGUGGAGAACGGGGUGAUUGUGUGGGGGUCGACGAGCCCUUUGGAGUCCGUGGACGCGGAUACGCUCCCUCACACCAGCACCAAAAGGAGUACGCCAACCAUCACUACCACCACCAUUGUUACCACCACCACCACUGCUGCUUCCACAACAGUACCGCCCAAAGGGCCCGGGCCAGGGACCGGCACACACAAGAACAACCCCGGUACUAGGGUUAGCACAAUGGAACCGCCCGCCACUCCCGGUGGCAAUGGAAAAGAUGUUGACGCUCCUCCGCCUAAGCUACCGGGGGAGACUUCAGGUCUGGCCGUCCAUCAGAUUAUCACCAUCACAGUCUCUCUCAUCAUGGUCAUAGCUGCUCUGAUAACGACGCUCGUCUUAAAAAAUUGUUGCGCGCAAAGCGGGAAUACCAGGAGAAACAGCCACCAGCGCAAGAUCAACCAGCAGGAGGAGAGUUGUCAGAACCUGACGGACUUCACUCCGGCCAGAGUGCCCAGUAACUUGGACAUAUUCACGGCCUACAACGAAACGCUACAGUGCUCCCAUGAGUGCGUUCGGACGCCCGUUCCAGUCUAUACCGAGGAGACGAUACUUCCUCCGGGGGAUUAUAAGACAUCCUUCAACGGAAAUAGACCCUCCUCUUCCGAUCGGCAUCUAAUUCCUGUGGCCUUUGUGUCUGAGAAAUGGUUUGAAAUCUCCUGCUGACCGGCUGAAGUCUGUUUUACUUCUUGGGGGCAGGGCAGACGCCAUGUUCUAUUUCCUGGAUUCCACUGGUGAACCUGUAAAAAAAUAAUAAAAAAAAUAAUGGGUAAUCCAUACCUACUUUUAAUGUUUACCGACGGAAGACUCAAAGAACAGCCAAAUAUAUUUUUAUAUAAGAAGAAGGGACUUGCCCCGACAAGCGACUGCAUUUUCAAAGAGUGCAUUAU